This is a messenger RNA of Mesorhabditis spiculigera, 393 nucleotides long. NCBI's taxonomy places the organism in Eukaryota, Metazoa, Nematoda, Chromadorea, Rhabditida, Rhabditidae. The record is from the annotation of a GenBank genome assembly.
AUGACUGAUGUGGCAUUUUGCCCGAUGGUUCCACCAUUGAGGGAGCGGAUGGUGCGGGUCUCCGGAGAAUGUGAAUGGCCACAUUUCGACCUACAGGAAUUUAUGCACCAAUUCGGACAACGACUCGAGCGUGUUCAUGCGGGUCACGUGGAAUUGAUAUUUAAGGAGAAAGAGGAUCAGGAUGCUCUCAGAACAUCGGUGUCGAGUCGACUAGCGAUUGUGCAAAAGGGCGUCACCAUGCGAUUCAACCUUCUCAAAGCCUAUGGCAAAGACUUUUUGGCAUCCUUCCUGUGGUCGCGGCGGGAAUUCGUUACCCAGGACGGGUGGCAUGUGGUCAGCGCGCGGGAGCAGAGCAAGAGGCCGGCCAAUUUCUUGGUGGCCCUCAUCGAACUG